CCGAAGCCUAUAAAACACUGAAGAAUACAGUCCCUCACACCGACGAGCUAAAGAGUCUCCACAGCUCAGAGAGAACCUGACUAAUCUUCAAGGGAUGAAAACCAUCCAGCUUCCCACCAUAAACCUUAGGAGGAAGAGUAAAGAUGUGCUGGAGUCGCCUGAAGCUCUCAGCGCCUCCCUUUGCGCAGCGAUGUCGACCGAGCAGACCGAGAAGUCUUCCAACGGCGCGGGAGGCGAGAAACGCAAGAACAAGAUUAGAUUCCCAGACCGAAUGAGAAUUACGGGCCUUAAGAAGCGCCAUAAGCAUAAACCUCCAGAAGUUCCAGUGGUCUUGGAUUUCAGCCAAAAUCUAGAACAAAAUCACUUAGCAGAAGCAAGCCAGCAUCUGUUAGCACAAGAAGAGCGCCUCUUCAGCUCAGAAGCAGCAGAUGAACAGGUACCUUGCACAGAUGGUGAGGAGGACAGACUGCAGAAGGACUAUGAGGCUCUGAAGCUGCAGCUGCGAAUGGUCAUCCAUGAUUCUUUCAACACGGAUAAUCAGGCGGCCCUGAAAAGUGCUGUGACUACUAUACUUCAGGAGGAGGAACGAGACCAUGUCUGGGAGAAGACAGCAAAACAUGAACGUCCAGUUUGGAGGCCGAUGGAAUGCCGAGAGAUCCAUAACAAACUUCUCCAGAUGGUGGUGGAGGUACGGCUUCAGCGGGCAAAUGAAGAAGAGAGUGGAGCGGACAAGCUGUCCACCUCCCUAAAGAAAGACAUUUGCCGGAUGGGCAAGCGCAUUCAGAAUGACCUGCUACAAGUGGUCAGAGAUGUGCAGGGAUGUUAUCCACCAGAGUUUGACGUGUGCAACAUGUACACUCAACUGUACCAUCAGGCAUUCUCCAUGAAACUCCAGGAGUUGACUCAAUCCAACACUGAGUUGGAAGACUGCAUCUACAUACUGAGUUGGAUUAACGAUUACUAUCCAAAGGGUGUGUUGCAACAGAAAGAAUUACAGUCACACAUCAAUAGUGAAGCACUAGGACCUUUGUUACCCACAGAAGGUCUUAAGACAUUGGAUGAGCAGUAUCUAUCACACAAAGAGGCUGUGGUCAAGACAUGGUUGUCCAGCGCCCUAAAGAGAGAGGAGGAACAUUGGCAGACUGGUGAAAAACCUGAACUGAUGGAUAAUUACUACAUUUCCCAUCUUGCCCUUGAUGUCAUACAUCUUGUUGAUGGAGCGAUUAAAGAGGCUGUGACUAUUUUGGGCAAUGAGGAUAAAGCUCAGAGGAUUCUGUUUCAGCUGUGCAGCUUUCUUGCAAGCUAUAAGAAAUCUAUUAAGGAACUUCUCAAAGGGAAGAACAAGGACAUUUCUGAUAUACUGAAGGCCAAUCUGGUCAGCAUCAAGCAAUUAAGGGAAUACAUAAAGGCAAGAGAAAAUCUUCCAGAGGAUGUGAAAGGAACCUGGCUGUCCACUGUAGCAGAUCUGAGAGAGUCCUGUCACCGAUACUUCCUUAGCACCAUACACAAGGAGCUCAAGCGGCAUUACCAAAAGCUGUGGACUCAGGCCUGGUUUUCAAGCAGCCAUAAUAUUACUGGAGAUCUCCUCACUGCUCUGGAGGAUCAGACAACACGUAUCACAUUCCUAAAGCCUGCCUGCAUGGAGGAGCUGUUGAGUCAGCUGCAUACUGAGGUGAUGAUGGAAUAUGUGAGGAGGAUGCUGAAGAGGAAAGUGAAACUGAAAGAGAAGGGCGAGCAGGAGACAGCUGCAACUUUUCUGUGUGAGGACAGCGCCAGAAUCAAUGCACUAUUUAUCAGAACCGGGUCUAAAGAGAAAUGGCUGUCCAAUGUCUUACCCAAAAUGUCAGAGGUAUUGAGGCUGCAGGACGCAGGGUCACUGCGUUCAGAGAUAGUUACAUUAACAAGAACCUACCCAGAUAUAAGUGAACGCCAAGUCCUUGCCCUUCUGCAGCUAAAGACUAACCUUUCCAGUGAGGAUGUACGCAAUAUUAAAGACAGCCUAAUCGAGAACAGAACAUCACCAGUCUCUGAGCCUCCACCACCUUUCUUUUGCAAUGUGCCUGUUAAAAGAAUGCUCAUCUAACGGUCUGUUACAAAUACAUCCAUCCAUCCACCCAUCCAUUUUCUAAGCCACUUCUCCAUCAGGGUCGCGGGGGGAUGCUGGAGUCUUCGGGCGAAAGGCACGAUACACCCUGGACAGGUCACCAGUCCAUCGCAGGGC
This is a messenger RNA of Pygocentrus nattereri (red-bellied piranha), 2221 nucleotides long. Its product is annotated as tumor necrosis factor alpha-induced protein 2-like. Gene Ontology annotation, cellular component: exocyst. Bases 95 to 2083 code for a protein of 662 amino acids. The transcript is spliced from 12 exons. Gene Ontology annotation, biological process: exocyst localization; exocytosis. NCBI's taxonomy places the organism in Eukaryota, Metazoa, Chordata, Actinopteri, Characiformes, Serrasalmidae. Gene Ontology annotation, molecular function: SNARE binding. The record is from RefSeq and is a predicted model, not a curated record.